ACCAAUGGUUAGCAGAGAGGGGCCGGAUUGGCACGCGCCCACAUUGCUCCAUCUUUUUAAAAACCAGCGGCCUCCAGCCCGCCACUGGACAACUUCUUUGCUGAGCGGCAACGACACCUCUCCACUUUUCUCUCACACACCUGACGAGGCGGGGGUGGGGGGGGACACGUUCUCUCUGCCGGAGCCUCUCCACUGUGGGAUCGCGGAGCAGAAUCAUCAGAGAGGCGCCAUGUCGGGAUUAACUACAGUGACUUUACUGCUCUCUUGCAUGGUUUCUGGGGCUCUGUGUCAAGGUUUUGAAAGCAAGCGUCCAUCAUACAGGAACAAGAGAGCGGUACCAAACACUUCUACGGACACGCGAGCCACAGAGGUGACAGAGUGGACGUCUUGGUUUAAUAUCGACCACCCUGGGGGAAACGGUGACUACGAGCGCCUGGAGGCCAUCCGCUUCUACUAUCGGGAGAGAGUAUGUGCAAGACCCACAGCAAUGGAGGCCCGCACUACAGACUGGGUGGCGGCGGCAGACACUGGGGAAGUCGUCCACUCCAGUCUGGAGAAGGGCUUCUGGUGCAUCAACAAGGAGCAACCCCACGGACACAUCUGCUCCAACUACCACGUCCGCUUCCAGUGCACCCCAGAUCAGAGUUACUGGACACAAUGGGGAGAGUGGGGUCCGUGCACAACCACCGUUUGCAACGAUGUGGGCAUUCAAGUGCGCCAGAGGAGAUGCAUGAGCACGCAACCUUUGCCGCUACUCUUGGUGCCCGCCUGCCAGGGACACCAUUCAGAGAGGAGGGAGUGCUCCAACCCUCCAUGUUCAGCCAAGUGGAGUCCAUGGGGCGUCUGGGGGUCCUGCACUGUGACAUGCGGCGGGGGUCGCAGAAUCAGGAGGAGGACCUGCGUGAGGACCUCGACGACAACGCAGUGCACCGGACGGCCUGUGGAAACACAAAAAUGCGGCAAGAGUCCAUGUCCAGUGAAAUGUCGACGUGUGUGCGCCGAGGGCCGUCCCGAUGAAGACUGCAGGCGCUGUGUGUGCGAGGGCCACGUUCUGCGCGGCGAAGUCCACAGUGUGACCGGGGCCCCUGUAUCGGAGGCCUGGGUGGCGUUCACCAGUCACCCCAAAGUCAUCCGUGCCCGAACGGACGCCAAAGGUCAAUUCCGACUGAAAGGAGUUUGCUCGUCUGACGACAUCUCCUUCACCAUCAGGAAGGACAAAUAUGCACCUGUCGUGGUGUCCUCCAGCAGUAACAGCACAGGCGUGUCCUGGGUGUCCGCUGUCCUCAAAUCGGCUGAGAAACCCUACGUUGUGAAGCACCCGGAGGACAAGGUGCGAUACGAGGGCGGGCGGGCGAUGUUGUGCUGCAAGGCAACAGGAUCGCCGACACCUGAAAAGUACAACUGGUACCACAAUGGGACUCUGCUGGACAGAAAGGUGUACAAGUAUCAAGAAGACCUUGUAUUGAAGGACCUGAAGCCAGAGCAGGCUGGACAGUAUUACUGCAAAACCAGCAGCCCAGCAGGCAGCAUUAAGUCCUCGCCAGCAUCCCUCACUGUCAUCGCAAAAGGAACUCCAGCAUGCAAUUCUACCCCCGAGGCGCAUCUGAUCAGACUCCCACUGGACUGCGUUCAACCUGGGACUAACUCCAAGUUUUACAAUGCUGGCCGCUGCCCUCAUAACAAAUGUGCUGGCUUGCUAGACUAUGAUAUGCGCUGCCGAGAUGGAGAAGGCUUUUGCUGCGGUGUCCAAGCGAUGGAAAUUCGGACCAUCGACUGUGGGAGCUACAACCUCCCAAUCAAGGCUGUAUCCCAAUGCAAAUGUCAGAAGUGCGUACAGCCAACAGUGCUAGUGCGUGGCAGAGUGCUCACAGCUGAGAAUGGUGACCCACUAAGAUUUGGCCACAUCUACAUUGGCAAAGAGAGGGUGGGCACCACUGGAUACCAGGGAGGUUUCACCUUGCAAGUUCCUCCUGACACACAGAGAUUGGUGGUGAAUUUUGUGGACCCCACUGAGAAGUUUAUCGACACUCCCAAGGUCUUUAUCUUGGACAAGAAGGGUGGAUCCAUCUACCAUGACGUCAAGGUGAUGAGGAAGCAGGCUCCGAUUGACAUCAAUGCGGGAGAGACUAAUUAUAUUAACCUAGGAGAGAUAAAAGGGGAAGACCCUAUUGGACAGUUGGUUAUUCCAGCCAAUUCCUUCCACAAAGACAAUGGAGACGUUUACGAGGGAACUGUAAAAGCCAGUGUCACUUUCAUUGACCCAAGAAAUAUCACCACGGCUUCUGCUACACCUGGUGACCUCAACUUUGUGGACAACGAAGGUGAUAUGCUCCCUUUAAGGACCUACGGCAUGUUCUCUGUUGACUUCCGUGACGAGAGCAACAAGGAGGUGCUUGGCGCCGGAGCGGUUCAAGUCCUUCUCGACACACAGCACGUCAAAAUGCAAGAGCACAUCCCCAAAAUGAAACUGUGGUCUUUAAAUCCUGACACUGGAGUCUGGGAGGAAGAGGGUGACUUCUCCAGCACCACAACCACAGGUGGGCACGGCCGGAGCAAACGAGAGGAGCGCACCUUCCUCAUAGGCAACAUGGAGAUCAGAGAGCGUAGACUCUUUAACUUGGACGUGCCUGAAAACAGACGUUGCUAUGUCAAAGUCCGUGCCUACAUGAGUGAAAAGUUUCUUCCCGUUGAACAGCUGGAAGGCGUUGUGGUCAGCUUGAUAAACCUGGAACCCAAACCUGGUUAUUCCUCCAACCCCAGGGCAUGGGGCCGCUUCGACAGCGUCAUUACUGGCCAUAAUGGGGCCUGUUUACCUGCUUUCUGUGACGCCCAGAGGCCUGAUGCUUACACCGCUUAUGUAACAGCUAUGAUGGGUGGCGAGGAACUGGAAGCAGCCCCCUCCUCACCAAAGAUGAAUCCGAAUAUCAUUGGAGUAUCUCAGCCAUACCUGGAUAAGAUCGACUACCAGCGCUCAGACCAUGAAGAUCCAGCUCUGAAGAAAACAGCUUUCAGAAUUAAUCUAGCAAAGCCCAACCAAAACAACCUUGAUGAGACCAAUGGACCCAUAUAUCCAUAUCAGAAUUUAAUAGCCUGUGAAAAUGCUCCAGUUGAUUCAAACCAUUUUAGAUUCUUUAGGGUGGAAAAAGACAAGUAUGAAUACAAUGUUGUGCCUUUUGAGGAAAAUGAUCUGACAACCUGGACAGGAGACUACCUCUCCUGGUGGCCUAACCCUCAAGAGUUCAGAGCUUGCUUCAUUAAGGUUAAAGUCCAGGGACAAAAGGAAGUGAUGGUCAGGUCUAAGAACUUAGGGGGAACGCAUCCAGAAACCAAAAACAAACUUUAUGGCAUCCGAGAUAUACGCAGCACUCGGGACAUGCGAGAGGCCAAUACUUCAGCAGCUUGCGUGGAGUUCAAAUGCAGCGGCAUGUUGUUUGAUCAAGCUGAGGUGGAUAGAUCCCUCAUAUCAAUCCUUCCACAGGGGAACUGUCGCAAGAUCGUCACCAACAACCUCCUGCAGGAGUACCUAAUCAAACACCCCCCGGUGGCGCAAAAUAACGACUCCAAUGCCUUCAGCAUGUUAGCCCCUGUGGAUCCAUUGGGGCACAAUUACGGCAUAUAUACCGUCACAGACCAGAAUCCCAGAGUUGCAAAAGAAAUCGCCAUUGGCCGCUGCUUUGACGGCACCUCGGAUGGUUUCUCCAGAGAGAUGAAGUCUGACUCCGGGGUGGCUUUGACUUUCAGCUGCCCAGAGAGGAAAAUCAACAGAGAAAGUCUCUUUCAGCGUCUGCAGACCAACCCAGGUCAGACGCUGUCACAGAUGGCGAGGGACAUGAGAGAGAUGGAAGGCAUGCAGGUGCGGAGAUCAUCCACUCGAGUGGUGGCCUAUCCUUCUGAGCCACGGGUCAGGAUCCAGAAUCGUAGGGUUGGCAGUACAAGCAGGAGCAGGGCGGCUGUUCGCACACAACCCCAAUAAUAGAAUCAGGAGAUCUUCACUCAAGGUGACUCAUGUUCAGGAACUGAAAUCUGACAUUAUUUUGAUAGAAAGGCACUUGCUUCUUCUUUACUGUGGAAAAAUCAUGUGUCGAGCCUGGCUGAAGAUAACCAAUAAUCUUAUACUUACUUGAAUGUGUUUGUAAUAUUCUGCUUUUAUUUUCUUGUUCCUCCUGAAAUACAUACAGUACAUAUUGUAGUUAUAUGAAAAGCUGGCAUAUAUUUAAAGACUUUGGUGAGAUUUCAUGAAUGAAAGACGCAUUGACCGGAAACUAUUAUCGGUGGAGCCCAAACCUAAAAAAAAAAAAAAAAUUGGCCUUCACUGCAAGGAAAAGUUGCAAACACUGAGCCCUUUUUGUUCAAACGGACAGAAUCUAGAAACACAUUUUCAGCUGUUUUCUUUGUUAUAGUGACAUGACACUUGGCCGUCUGUGAUUUAUCCACACACCAAAACAAACGAGCAUCUCUAGCAGCAUAUAAAACGAUAUUCAAUAUACCAUUUUUCACCAAUAGCUCUUUAGGCUCCAAACUGACAUAUUUUCUCACCAGAAUGUUUAUGAGCCGGGUAAUAAAAUCCAUGUUUUUGACGUAAUGCAAAAAGCUGCUUUUGGAAAAAAACAUGUACAUGUAACCUAGCAUUCAAAAUAAUUAUUUCAAACAGCUAAUUGAAUACAUUUGUUUUUAAACAAAUGAAGUGUAACUUAAAUUAACAUCAAAACAAUCUAACUUGUUUAUCUGCACAUUUGACAACUUGCAGAACCUCUUCCAAGCUGAACUAAUCCCCCAAAAACACAAGCCAAGGGUGACUAUGCUCCUCCGGAGGAACCCAGGACGAGUAAACAUAUUCCAACUGUUAAUUAGAAGCUAAACCGCGCCAUCCUUUGGGAGCCAUUAGUGCAGCUUGACCGUGGCGAAACACUAACAGCCAAACUCGCUCAUUUUCAAGAUAAAAACUAAUUAAAGUAACAAGGCCCUUUCGGGGAGUUCACCUCCAUCUUGCAAAUUUAACAUGUGAGAUUUGUUUUUGACAGUAAAAUAACAACUACAUAAUAACCCGCCGUCAACUCAAUGCUAUUAAAGCUACCCAAAACCAAUGUAAGGAGGACAACAAUCCUUAAGGAUGUCGUCCAAUUCAAAUUUUGAUUUGACAUCAAUUCUCUCAAUCAAAGCAGUCAGAGACUUUUGCGUCAUCACCGAGCGUUUAUUGUUUGUAUGUUUUUGCUUUGUGGUUCAUGUUGCUUUACACUUACGGACCUUAAAGGCCUACUGAAAUGAAUUGUUUUUAUUUAAACGGGAAUAGCAGAUCCAUUCUAUGUGUCAUACUUGAUCAUUUCGCGAUAUUGCCAUAUUUUUGCUGAAAGGAUUUAGUAGAGAACAUCGACGAUAAAGUUCGCAACUUUUGCUCGCUGAUAAAAAAAAGCCUUGCCUGUACCGGAGGUAGCGUGACGUCACAGGAGCUAGUAUUCCUCACAAUUCCCCGUUGUUUACAAUGGAGCGAGAGAUUCGGAGCGACAAAGCGACAAUUACCCCAUUAAUUUGAGCGAGGAUGAAAGAUUCGCGGAUGAGGAACGUUACAGUGAAUGACUAGAGAGGCAGUGAUGGACGUAUCUUUUUUCGCUCUGACCGUAACUUAGGUACAAGCUGGCUCAUUGGAUUCCACACUCUCUCCUUUUUCUAUUGUGGAUCACGGAUUUGUAUUUUAAACCACCUCGGAUACUAUACCCUCUUGAAAAUGAGAGUCGAGCACGCAAAAUGGACAUUUAAAGUGACUUUACAAUACAUCGGCGAAGCACUUUAGCUACGGAGCUAACGUGAUAGCAUCGGGCUUAACUGCAGAUAGAAACAAAAGAAAUAAACCCCUGACUGGAAGGAUAGACAGAAAAUCAACAAUACUAUUAAACCAU
This is a messenger RNA of Entelurus aequoreus (snake pipefish), 5894 nucleotides long. RefSeq names its product cartilage intermediate layer protein 2 (gene cilp2). Lineage: Eukaryota; Metazoa; Chordata; Actinopteri; Syngnathiformes; Syngnathidae. The transcript is spliced from 10 exons. The coding region runs from base 5 to 3973 and encodes 1322 amino acids. The record is from RefSeq and is a predicted model, not a curated record.